UGUAACUAUUUUUAAACGGCAAAAUAAAUCUAAAAAAAAAAAAAAAAAAAAAAAGAAGGUAUAAACAGACAUCUUUUAUUAAGUAUUGUAAUGGUUCAAACUGCAAUAGCAACUUUAAAUGAUGUUGAUGAUAUAUUGGAGUGCAUUAACGAUGCUUUUAUGGAAUAUGCUUUUUUUAAAAAACCGGAAUAUCAUCAAAAAUUUACAAGGGAAAAUGUUACAUCUAUGCUAUUGCAAAAAGACUCUGUCUUUAUCCUUGCAUACAAUAAUGAAAUUUGUGAACAUUUUAAAAACAAAGUAGUUGGCACCAUUUUUUUACAUUGGAUAACUACCACAGAGACAUAUGUUUUAGAAAAUGAUUCCAUUGCAAAGGUUACAUUGAUAGGAAAGUUUUCAUCUCUUUCGGUACCACCAAAGUAUGCCAACCAAGGAUUUGGUAAAGCAUUAGUUUCUUCUGCUGAAAAGUACCUGUGCCAAGAAGUUUUUAAUACGAUCCAGCAUACGACUUUAAGUGCCAGUGAUAGUAAUAAAAAAAAACAAUUUGGUGUACUUAUGGAACUUAAGGCAAUAAAUUUUCGAAAAGAUUUACUUUCUUGGUACGAAAAACAGGGCUAUCAAUUUAUUAGUGAAAUUCGACAGUUGGAUGCAGCAUUUACACGCAGGUUGUUAGAAGAUAAGGAUGUCUAUUUUAUAUUAAUGCGAAAAAUACUAAUGUAAUUUAGAAAUUUUAGUUUUUGUAGCAUACAGAUUUUUGAUAGAUUAUUGACAAUUGAUUGACGAACGCAGUAUAAUAAAAAUCGGAACUGUAAAUUGUUUUUUUUUUGAAAAAAAAAAUUGAUUUUA
Messenger RNA from Hydra vulgaris (swiftwater hydra), 843 nucleotides. RefSeq lists its product as uncharacterized. The record is from RefSeq and is a predicted model, not a curated record. Gene Ontology annotation, molecular function: acyltransferase activity, transferring groups other than amino-acyl groups. NCBI's taxonomy places the organism in Eukaryota, Metazoa, Cnidaria, Hydrozoa, Anthoathecata, Hydridae.